AUGGCUUCUUACAAUACGGGGGUUACAACUCACAAUAGUGUUUAUAUGCCGCAGUUACCACCCGAAAAGGAUUAUCAUGUGUUUGUUUGUUACGCUAGCGAAAACGUAAACGAAGUUCGUAUGAUCGUGGAAAAUUUGGAAAAGGGAGGCGUAAAAUGUUGCAACCAUGAAAGAGAUUUUACUCCUGGACAUGGAAUAUUUGAAAACAUGGCUGACAAAAUCAAUGCAAGCCUACAUAUGCUUGUAGUCUUGUCGGAAGACUUUUCAAAAAGUGACUUUGCACAACAUGAAUUAAAAGAGGCAAUACAUCAGGAAAUUAGAGAAGACUUCAGUAUUAUUCCUCUGAAAAUCGAACCGUGUGAUGUACCAGACAUUCUGAAAAACAAAACAUACAUCGACUGCGAAAACGAUGAUAUCACGAACAUUCAUCACAAAAUUAUCGACGCUCUAAUUGAUAAUGGACUGAAAACACAACUGAAAAAAGAUGCAAAUGGGAGGGUGAUUUCAAUUUCACUGUCUAAGAAAACUGGAUUCCUAUCACUACCAAGAUUCAAACUUGAAUGCGAUCAAGAAAAAAGAGUAGAAAUUAUUCGAAAAACGAAGCUUACAGAUGAAGAUAUUGACGACAUCGAGAACAUUGCAAACCAGUCAUUCUUUAUGAAAAACUUCCAUAUCCACAACUACUUUCCACGAAUAACAUGUUUGCUCAUCUUUAUAUUGCUGCUGUUUUGUCUGGCGCUUAUGAUGUUGUUAGCCUGCACACUUCUUGGUCGUUCAAAAGCGGAUAGUGCUUCUGUGGGUUUUUUGAUAAUGCUUGUUAGUAUUUUAAGCCCUAUAUCUACGAUCAUUUUAUGUGUGGGAUGUUGCUGCUGGAGUGUUUCGACAAAACCUAAAUACUGUAUGGAUAAGGCAACCAAGGCAGUUCAAAUGAAACUUUGGAGUUUUAACAAACACUGGCAAGAUAAAGAUGCGAUCGUUGUCUUCCGUUCGACAGUAUCCUGA
Messenger RNA from Mya arenaria, 1002 nucleotides. RefSeq lists its product as uncharacterized. Bases 1 to 1002 code for a protein of 333 amino acids. The transcript is spliced from 5 exons. Lineage: Eukaryota; Metazoa; Mollusca; Bivalvia; Myida; Myidae. The record is from RefSeq and is a predicted model, not a curated record. Gene Ontology annotation, biological process: signal transduction.